GGGCGCAGCGCUCCUCCCCCGGCGGCCGCCAGACGGCGGCUGAGGAGGCGGCGCAGGGGAUGGUGCGCCCGGCCGCGGCGGUGCCGGCCGCCGCUGCAGCUCCGGCUCUGGCCCCGGCCCCCCCGGCCCCGCCGCCGCCGCUGCCAGGGCUGUGAGCAGGGCCCGCGGCCCGAGCAGCUAUGAGGCAUCUAUUAACAAGCUAAAAGUGACAGAACCAUGGCUCAGUUUCCAACACCUUUUGGGGGCAACCUGGAUAUCUGGGCUAUUACUGUGGAGGAGAGGGCUAAACACGAUCAGCAGUUCCACAGUCUGAAACCAACAUCUGGAUUUAUCACUGGUGAUCAAGCUAGAAACUUUUUUUUUCAGUCUGGGUUACCUCAACCGGUGUUAGCACAGAUAUGGGCUCUAGCUGACAUGAACAAUGAUGGGAGGAUGGAUCAGCUGGAGUUCUCAAUAGCUAUGAAACUUAUCAAAUUAAAACUACAAGGUUAUCAACUCCCAUCUGCACUGCCUCCUGUCAUGAAGCAGCCACCUAUUGCUCUGCCUAGUGCACCAGGGUUUGGUAUUGGGGGCAUUGCCAGCAUGCCAUCUCUUACAACUGUUGCCCCAGUGCCAAUGGCAUCAAUUCCAGUAGUAGGAAUGUCUCCGCCAUUAGUAUCUUCUGUUCCUGCAGCAGCAGUGCCUCCCCUGGCUAACGGAGCUCCUGCUGUUAUACAGCCUCUGCCUGCUUUUGCUCAUCCUGCCACAUUGCCAAAGAGUUCUUCCUUUAGUAGAUCUGGUCCUGCAUCGCAGCUAAACACAAAACUGCAAAAGGCACAAUCGUUUGAUGUGGCCAGUGUGCCUCCUGUGGCAGAGUGGGCUGUACCUCAGUCAUCAAGACUGAAAUACAGACAGCUGUUCAAUAGCCAUGAUAAAACAAUGAGUGGACACUUAACAGGUCCACAAGCAAGAACUAUUCUUAUGCAGUCAAGCUUACCCCAGGCUCAGCUGGCUACAAUAUGGAAUCUUUCAGAUAUUGAUCAAGAUGGAAAACUUACAGCUGAAGAGUUUAUUCUGGCUAUGCACUUAAUUGAUGUAGCUAUGUCUGGUCAGCCACUGCCACCUGUACUGCCUCCAGAGUAUAUUCCACCUUCAUUUAGAAGAGUACGUUCUGGUAGUGGCAUAUCUGCUGUAAGUUCAGUAUCUGUAGACCAAAGGUUACCAGAAGAACCAGCAUUAGAAGAAGAACAGCAGCAACUGGAAAAGAAAUUACCAGUUACAUUUGAAGAUAAAAAACGCGAGAACUUUGAACGUGGCAAUCUAGAACUUGAAAAACGGAGGCAGGCUCUCCUGGAACAGCAACGCAAAGAACAAGAGCGUCUAGCACAGCUGGAACGGGCAGAGCAGGAAAGGAAAGAACGUGAGCGGCAGGAGCAAGAACGGAAAAGACAACUGGAGCUAGAGAAACAGUUGGAAAAACAACGGGAAUUGGAACGGCAGAGAGAAGAGGAAAGGAGGAAAGAAAUAGAAAGAAGAGAGGCUGCAAAACGGGAACUUGAGAGGCAAAGGCAACUUGAGUGGGAACGUAAUCGUCGGCAAGAACUACUAAAUCAAAGAAACAAAGAACAAGAGGACAUAGUUGUUCUAAAAGCAAAAAAGAAGACCUUAGAAUUUGAGCUGGAAGCCCUAAAUGAUAAAAAAAAUCAAUUGGAGGGAAAGCUUCAGGAUAUCCGGUGUCGGCUGUCUACCCAAAGACAAGAAAUUGAGAGUACAAAUAAAUCUAGAGAACUGAGAAUUGCAGAAAUUACCCAUCUGCAACAGCAGCUACAGGAAUCUCAGCAGAUGCUUGGAAGAUUGAUUCCAGAAAAGCAAUUGCUUAAUGAUCAACUAAAGCAAGUUCAACAGAACAGUUUGCAUAGAGAUUCUCUUCUUACUGUCAAAAGAGCCUUAGAAGCCAAGGAGCUAGCCCGUCAACAGCUUCGAGACCAGCUAGAUGAAGUAGAAAAAGAAACCAGAUCUAAACUUCAGGAAAUUGAUAUAUUCAAUAAUCAACUGAAGGAGCUGAGAGAAAUACAUAACAAACAACAACUACAGAAGCAAAAGAACUUGGAAGCUGAGAGGUUGAAACAGAAAGAACAAGAAAGGAAGACAGAACUAGAAAAGCAAAAAGAAGCUCAAAGACGAAUCCAGGAGCGGGAUAAACAACGGCUUGAUCGAGUGCAACAAGAAGAAGAACUUCAGGGCAAAAAAAAAAAUCAGGAAGAUGAGAAGCAAAAAAGGGAAGAAAUAACCAAGAAGAAGGAAAGCGAGGAUAAGGGGAAACAGGAAAUCCAAGAGAAACUGAGUAAGCUUUUCCAACCACAUCAAGACCCAGUCAAGCCAGCCGUCCAGGCUCCUUGGUCAAAUGCAGAAAAAGCUCCUCUAACAAUUUCUGCUCAGGAGGAUGUAAAAAUAGUGUAUUAUAGAGCGCUGUAUCCUUUUGAAUCAAGAAGCCACGAUGAAAUCACUAUUCAGCCUGGCGACAUAGUCAUGGUGGAUGAAAGCCAGACUGGAGAACCAGGGUGGCUUGGUGGAGAAUUGAAGGGAAAAACUGGAUGGUUCCCUGCAAACUAUGCAGAGAAAAUACCUGAAAAUGAAGUUCCAGCAUCUGUAAAACCAGUAGUUGAGGCUGCUGCUGCACCUAAAGUUUCUGUGCAUGAAACAACUACAUCACUAGGAACUCCUGCAUCUACAGAGUGCACUACAACUGCCAAUAACUGGGCAGACUUCAGUUCAACAUGGCCAACAAACACUAAUGAGAAACCAGAGACAGAUAACUGGGAUGCCUGGGCAGCUCAGCCGUCUUUGACUGUUCCCAGUGCAGGGCAGUUGCGGCAGCGAUCAGCUUUCACUCCUGCCACUGUUACAGGAUCAUCUCCCUCUCCUGUCUUGGGUCAGGGCGAAAAAGUGGAGGGACUUCAAGCCCAGGCUUUGUAUCCUUGGAGAGCGAAAAAAGACAACCACCUUAAUUUCAACAAAAAUGAUGUCAUCACAGUAUUAGAGCAGCAAGAUAUGUGGUGGUUUGGAGAAGUUCAAGGACAAAAGGGGUGGUUUCCUAAGUCAUAUGUGAAGCUUAUUUCAGGCCCCAUUAGGAAGUCAACAAGCAUGGAUUCUGGUUCUUCAGAAAGUCCUGCUAGUCUGAAAAGAGUAGCAUCACCAGCAGCAAAAGCAACUAUGUCAGGUGAAGAGUAUGUUGCUAUGUAUACUUAUGAGAGCUCUGAACAAGGAGACCUAACCUUUCAGCAAGGUGAUAUGAUUCUUGUGACAAAGAAAGAUGGUGACUGGUGGACAGGAACACUGGGUGAUAAAUCAGGAGUAUUCCCAUCUAAUUAUGUGAGACUCAAAGAUUCUGAGGCUUCUGGAGCAGCUGGAAAAACGGGAAGCUUAGGGAAGAAACCUGAAAUUGCCCAAGUUAUUGCCUCUUACACAGCAACGGGUCCAGAACAGCUUACUCUUGCUCCUGGUCAGUUGAUUCUUAUCAGAAAGAAGAAUCCAGGUGGCUGGUGGGAAGGAGAGCUCCAAGCACGAGGGAAAAAGCGGCAGAUAGGAUGGUUCCCUGCUAAUUAUGUAAAACUUUUGAGCCCUGGUACUAGUAAAACUACACCAACUGAGCUACCUAAAUCAACAGCAUUACCUUCAGUGUGCCAAGUAAUUGGCAUGUAUGACUACACUGCACAGAACGAUGAUGAGCUAGCAUUCAAUAAAGGCCAGAUUAUAAACGUCCUUAACAAGGAAGACCCAGACUGGUGGAAAGGGGAGGUGAAUGGACAAGUGGGUCUCUUCCCAUCCAACUAUGUGAAGCUGACAACAGAUAUGGACCCAAGCCAGCAAUGGUGUGCAGACUUGCAUCUUCUGGAUAUGUUGACACCUACUGAAAGGAAAAGGCAGGGAUACAUCCAUGAGCUCAUUGUCACAGAAGAGAACUAUGUAAAUGAUCUGCAGUUGGUCACAGAGAUCUUCCAGAAACCACUAAUGGAAUCUGAGCUGCUAACAGAAAAAGAAGUUGCUAUGAUUUUUGUUAAUUGGAAGGAGCUGAUUAUGUGCAAUAUAAAACUACUGAAGGCUUUGCGAGUGCGUAAGAAGAUGUCUGGGGAGAAGAUGCCAGUGAAAAUGAUUGGUGACAUACUGACAGCCCAGCUGCCACACAUGCAGCCGUACAUUCGGUUCUGUAGCUGCCAGCUCAAUGGGGCAGCACUCAUCCAACAGAAAACAGAUGAAGUCCCUGAGUUCAAGGAGUUCGUUAAAAGGUUAGCAAUGGAUCCUCGCUGUAAAGGAAUGCCGCUAUCAAGUUUUCUACUAAAGCCUAUGCAACGGGUAACAAGAUACCCACUAAUAAUUAAAAAUAUAAUAGAAAACACCCCUGAAAACCACCCUGACCACAGUCACUUGAAGCAUGCUCUUGAGAAAGCAGAAGAAUUGUGUUCUCAAGUAAAUGAAGGAGUGCGGGAGAAAGAAAAUUCAGAUAGGCUGGAGUGGAUCCAGGCUCAUGUUCAGUGUGAAGGCCUGUCUGAGCAACUCGUAUUUAAUUCUGUUACAAACUGCUUGGGACCACGCAAGUUUCUGCACAGUGGGAAACUCUAUAAAGCCAAGAGUAACAAGGAACUGUAUGGCUUUCUGUUCAACGAUUUCCUCCUCCUGACUCAGAUCAUAAAACCUCUUGGCUCUUCUGGCACAGACAAGGUCUUCAGCCCCAAGUCUAACCUGCAAUACAAAAUGUACAAAACUCCCAUUUUUCUAAAUGAGGUACUAGUAAAAUUACCCACAGACCCUUCUGGAGACGAGCCCAUCUUCCAUAUCUCCCACAUUGAUAGAGUCUAUACACUCCGGGCUGAAAGCAUUAAUGAAAGUGACAUCCUUUCUGAAAACCUCUUUGAGCCCAGCCAGUUCUUCAGGCAGCAUAAUCCCUGCAGGACUGCCUGGGUUCAGAAAAUUAAAGCCGCUUCAGAACUUUACAUAGAGACCGAAAAGAAGAAGAGGGAAAAGGCCUACUUAGUUCGCUCACAAAGAGCAACUGGCAUUGGGAGGCUGAUGGUGAAUAUUGUUGAAGGCAUUGAACUAAAACCUUGCAGGUCCCAUGGAAAGAGUAACCCAUACUGUGAGGUGACGAUGGGCUCUCAGUGCCAUAUUACCAAGACGAUACAGGACACCCUCAAUCCGAAGUGGAACUCCAACUGCCAGUUCUUUAUCAAAGACCUAGAGCAGGACGUACUCUGCAUCACGGUGUUUGAGAGGGACCAGUUCUCCCCGGAUGACUUUUUGGGCAGAACAGAGAUCCGUGUGGCAGACAUUAAGAAGGAUCAGGGUUCAAAAGGACCGGUUACAAAGUGUCUCCUUCUGCAUGAAGUCCCAACAGGAGAGAUAGUCGUCCGACUAGACCUGCAAUUGUUUGAUGAGCCUUAGAAGGAAAGGGACCAAUGUUUUUUUUUCAGUCUGAGUUCACUGCAAUAGGUGUCUGCAGAAGCUGUCACUAAAUCCUUAUUGGUUUGGUAUGAAACUACUGCUUGCCCUUCACACAAAAGAGGGUUAUCAAAGCAAACAGGAGCAUCUUUGUGCCUUGAUAAUUCUCACUGAAAAAUGAGUCCCAGUUUAGUGAGGAAAUCUCCCUCAAUUUCUCUAUGUGGAACCUGAUGUUAGUUUCCUGGGUUUAUGAAAUAACCUAGUUGUUUGUCGUGCUCCAGUCCGAAAGGCUGGAAAACCACAUAGGUUGCUGUGCUUGCUCCAGCUACUCUGUUCUUUAAUUUACAAGAAGAAGGCAAUGUUGGUAUGUUUGGAGGCUUUCUGCAGGGUUUUCCCCCUUAAGGAAUUCUGUGCCUAUUGCUCAGCAAGGUGGUGUGUAAAUGUUUUGUGAAUGGAACAAGCAGUUAUGCAGUAAGAAGAUCUUUGAAGAUCUUCACGGUGAUGCUGAAAAGACUUAGAAAAUAAAUAGUCUAUAUCUAUAAACAGAGAAGAUUCUAUUAAGAUACCACUUCAUGACUCACAUUGCCCCAAAAAUAAAUAUAUGUACAGGCCUUCUGCACAGAGAUGAGUUGCACUCCAGAAGAGUACACCCACUGAGUACCUUCGGAAGAAAUGUUUGAACAGUAAGUGAAGGAUCGAAUAUAGAGCCCUGAUGAAUGUUGUGCUAUACCACUUCAAUACUGCUUUACUACGGCUGCUUAUUGUGUGAAUGCAGAUGGAUGAUACAUCACCUGCAGUGGGGAAGAAAAAAUCAUGGCUGUGGCUCAGGAAGCUAAUUUCUACCCCGCAGAGUCUAGUUUGCCAAGCAAUCAGUGGUGACCAGUUAUUAAAUUUUACUGUGCCUAACUGCAUUUGACAUCAUGUUACUGAAUUCAGAGUGAUAGCAUACAGUAGCUCACAACAGGGUUUGUUGCAAGCCAGGUUGAUCACAAGGUUGGUGGCAGCGAUAUUAGACGUGAACAGAAGCAGGGUAUUUGUGAUUGUACAGAGUGGGUAACUCCAAAGUAAAAGUCUUGUCGUCUUGGGGAAUCAAAAGUUUCUAUACGCGUUUUACUCAACAAAUACACAUGUAUAGGCCAACAUUCAGCAAAAUUCCUCUGUUUGGCAAAGCACCCAGCUUUAAGCAUGCACUUAUGUUGUGUUUCCCUUAAGUACACACGUAAGUGCUUUACUAAGCCUGGACCUGAGAUACGAUAGACCCCUUAAGAGUAAAAUUCAUCUUUGUUCUGCCUGGAUUCAUUUUGUUCAUUACCUAUUAUCCAUACAUGGUAUUUUUGUAAUGACUUUAUUUCUGAAUGGGAGGUGUUCAGCCUGUUUCAUUAGCAUGUGAAUGUUCUUGUGGAGCUGUUGUUAGGUUUUGAUGUCCUUGCAUGUCCUUUCAGUACUGGUUUCCACCUUUCCUGUAUAGGUGGUGUUUUCUAGCACUACAAGUCUUAUUGAUUUCCAUUAGGAAAUUAGGAUAUCUUCAUAACAAAUAGGUAGAUGCAGUAUGGUAAUAAGUGUAAACUGUGCUGGAAAGUGUCUGUGUAUUAUAAUUUCCUACAAUACCACUAUAAUGUUUCAAGCAAUGGGAAAAAAAAAAAAGUAUGUUGGAGGGACAACAAAGUUUACAUUUCAUACUUUUCAGAAUCGCUUUAUUAUUUAUUUAUUGAAGAUAGUGUAGAAUUUUGUAUCAGAAAUGACAGACAUACUUAUGUAUUUUUUGAAACAAAAACAGAGAUACACACUUUAGUUAGAAACUUUCAACUGACCACAUUUUAGAGGGAGUGUAACUUCCUAGGCAUGCAUUUGUUUACCACUAACUGGCAGAAAACACAAUUAAGAGAACUUUAAGUUUCUAUUUUUCAAUGUUGUUAAGAAAAUUGUUUCAAGUAAAAUAUGUAAAUAGAACUAAACCCAUGUUUUCCUAAUCCCAUAUCUAUACAUUUUAUUAAUAUAAUGUAUAUGAAAAUACACAUUGUUGUGGUAGGAUAAAAAAAAAGUGAUAAAAUUAUUAAUGGAGUAACAUUAAAUGUCAUUGUCUAACAUUUAUUGCUGUCCUAAUUUUAUCAGUAGCUGUAAAUAUGGUGAACAUUCAUUUCAGUGUUUAGAAAGUAGAAUCACUUUUUUAUGGUACCAUUUCACCAGCAUGAAUUACAGCAACAAAUAAAUAGACAAAUAGGGAAAAAAUACCAUGGAUGCAAUGCAGAAAUCCAGGCCAGGUUUUUAAAAGGAGCCUCAAGGAGCUGCAUAUUCCUCUGAGAUUCAGCUGGUGUUUGAAGUAGUGGACAGGUAGCUGCAGGGGUACCUCCCAGACUGUGACCCCUUAUCGUGAGCAUGUGGGAUUGCACCUUUUGUGUAGUUGUAACACAACCGAGCACCUUCCUGACCACCAUCACUCGUGAUUUCCAUCUUACCCUCAGUGCACAGGAAUGUUUAAUUCCUGUUAAUGCCAAUGGAAGUUAUGCAAACAUAAUGAUGAUGAUGAAAGGCUGGGCUUCAGCUCACUGAUAUCUCACAAAUCCCUUGUGAUCAGUCUAAUUCUGAAGAUGAAGCUUGUCCUAAUCCCUGUGCGUCGAGGACAGAAUAUAUAUACCCUCAGAGCCAGCCUAUUGUGCAUCAGGAUGUUGCUAUUUUCUCUCUUGCUCGCCCUCAAUACUCCAUAGCAUAUCGGCACGGUUGGCUUCCCAAGUGGAUCUGCUUCAGGGUUAGCCAAAGGUUCUUAGAAAUUCAUCAACUCCUGCCUAUUUUUCCCUGUUCAGGCACAGCUUGAACAGCCACACACAACAGGAGAGACACAGCCACACACAACAGGAUCUUUGGAAGUUAGAUAUCUUUUAGUGUAUUUACAAAGGUGGCUGGAAUCACCACGAUGUGUGGAGAUUGAGCCAUCCAUCCUCUUAAGGGUGUCAUGUCCUGGCUGUCAAACCCUGAUGGCCUGUGCUACCGUUAUUGACCGCCUGUAUUUAUGCAGACCCUGUUUUUCAGACUCUAGUUACUGAUCUCUGAAUGUAUUGGUAAAAUGGCACACCUUAGAGCACAGGUCCCUUUGCAGCCUCGUUGAGAUGUGUGCAAUCUUUUCCUAAUGUUAUACAAAACAAAACAAAACAAAA
Molecule: messenger RNA, 8567 nt
Organism: Cygnus olor (mute swan)
Lineage: Eukaryota; Metazoa; Chordata; Aves; Anseriformes; Anatidae
Gene: ITSN1
Product: intersectin 1
Biological process (GO): positive regulation of Rho protein signal transduction; intracellular signal transduction
Molecular function (GO): calcium ion binding; guanyl-nucleotide exchange factor activity; protein binding
Source: RefSeq, a predicted model, not a curated record